Molecule: messenger RNA, 6045 nt
Organism: Chlorocebus sabaeus (green monkey)
Lineage: Eukaryota; Metazoa; Chordata; Mammalia; Primates; Cercopithecidae
Gene: CA8
Product: carbonic anhydrase 8
Molecular function (GO): zinc ion binding; carbonate dehydratase activity
Source: RefSeq, a predicted model, not a curated record
UUCCGCUGGAGAGCCUCUUUUUAUUGUGUUAUGGGGUCUCCCAGCCCUCUCCUUUCUCCUACCCAUGGCAGCCCAUCUCUCUCCUCCAGGACCCCUUCUUUUUGGUAUCCUGGAGUACGAAUGAAAAUAAAUAGGUGAGCAGCCUCUGGGCCAGGCCAGGCACACAGGGGUCCCGAGGGCUGACCUUGGGAGACUUGCGGGCUUCUGGAAGGAAGGCGCGGGAGGCAGAGCAGGAGUCUCCGCUGCGAGGAAGCACCAGGGGCGACCCCGGGGGAAGGGCGGACGGGGAUGCGUCGACAUUUCCUUGACUUGGGACUGGUCGCCCAAGGCCCAUUCUAACUGUCGGCUCUCUGGCCCCCGUGGCCAAAGAGAGAAGGGGGCGGAUCCUCGCGUGCCAGACACGCCCCGGCCGGGUAUAAAAUUCGCCAGGCGCUCGCUCCCUAGGCCACCGCGGCUCCCUUGUUCCGCUGGGGCCUUCGGACGCGCUCCCCGCGCAGGUCUCUGGAACACUCGGGCCGAACGCAAGCCCGAUUGCACUCACACUGCAGUUCACACCCGCAGGCGCGCUCGCACCCACAUUGCCGCUCACGCGCGCUCACACUCCCCCACGCGCGCUCCACUCCCGCUCCAGCCCCGAGCCCCGCGAAGGCGCAGGCACCGCCGCCGAGAGCGCCAAGUGGCCCCGCGGCCUUCCCAUGGCGGACCUGAGCUUCAUCGAAGAUACGGUCGCCUUCCCCGAGAAGGAAGAGGAUGAGGAGGAAGAGGAGGAGGGUGUGGAGUGGGGCUACGAGGAAGGUGUUGAGUGGGGUCUGGUGUUUCCUGAUGCUAAUGGGGAAUACCAGUCUCCUAUUAACCUAAACUCAAGAGAGGCUAGGUAUGACCCCUCACUGCUGGAUGUCCGCCUCUCCCCAAAUUAUGUGGUCUGCCGAGACUGUGAAGUCACCAAUGAUGGACAUACCAUUCAGGUUAUCCUGAAGUCAAAAUCAGUUCUUUCGGGAGGACCAUUGCCUCAAGGGCAUGAAUUUGAACUGUAUGAAGUGAGAUUUCACUGGGGAAGAGAAAACCAGCGUGGUUCUGAGCACACGGUUAAUUUCAAAGCUUUUCCCAUGGAGCUCCAUCUGAUCCACUGGAACUCCACUCUGUUUGGCAGCAUUGAUGAGGCUGUGGGGAAGCCGCACGGGAUUGCCAUCAUUGCUCUGUUUGUUCAGAUAGGAAAGGAGCAUGUUGGCUUGAAGGCUGUGACUGAAAUCCUCCAGGAUAUUCAGUAUAAGGGGAAGUCCAAAACAAUACCUUGCUUUAAUCCUAACACUUUAUUACCAGACCCUCUGCUGCGGGAUUACUGGGUGUAUGAAGGCUCUCUCACCAUCCCACCUUGCAGUGAAGGUGUCACCUGGAUAUUAUUCCGAUACCCUUUAACUAUAUCCCAGCUACAGAUAGAAGAAUUUCGAAGGCUGAGGACGCAUGUUAAGGGGGCAGAACUUGUGGAAGGCUGUGAUGGGAUUUUGGGAGACAACUUUCGGCCCACUCAGCCUCUUAGUGACAGAGUCAUUAGAGCUGCAUUUCAGUAGCCAAAGAGGACAGGAACAAAUCUAUCUUCAUGAGGGAGGAAGACAAUGGUCUUAUAGUGCCCAUGGAUGAGAAAAGGAAACUUUUGAGCUGCACCUUCAGUUUAUCCUCAAAGCCUGCGUUGUCUUCAUCUAAUCCAGCUUUGAUGGAUGUCUGUGAUGGUUGCCUGUACACUUGCUGAAAUGAAAUAUUAGAAAUGGCUGUACAUUCCAAAGAAACCCUAUAUUAUAUAUCCACGUUACUGCUGCUAGGAUUCAUAUUUGCACGUACUGUUUAUUGCUUAUGUGUAGAGGGAAUGAAACUAGUUUCCAGAGUUGUUAUUAAUCUGAAUAUAUAUCAUGUGUUAAUAUUGAGAAAGGAAAAAUACAUUCCCAGUGUUAGUAGUUCUUUAUUUCCUGUCUCCAACAGAAAAUUAACUCAUUUUAAAACUAGUGUAAUUCUUGAUAAUAAAUUAAGAGUUUUGAUUAAGAACAGCAAAGAGCUUCAAAAUGCAAAGUGAAUGAUUAGUAAAAUUAUGUCUCAUUUUAUUUUUUCAGCACCCAUACCACAAUUAACGUUAGGCUGGAUUGCCAUGGGAAACAUUUUUUUGGUGUUAAUGCAGCAACAUAAUACUCACUUUAUGUAUUACUACAUAGUUAAAGGAUUUAACUGAAUGUAUGAAUCAAAUUAUAUUUAUUUGACCUAUUCAAAGCUGUGGUUUAUAGGAAUUUGAGAAAGGUAUAAGAAAUAGGAUAAAAAGAAGGUCACCACCAUGUACCAGGAAUAGCUUUACUUUCCAUAAAUAGAAAUAUAAAUUUAAUGGUAUCCUAUAUUACUUUAGUGUUGUAUACUUUGUAAGACUUAAAAAUAUUUUAUUCUAUUGAUUCCACUUCUUUAGUAUGUUAAGACAUUUCUUUAAAGAUGACCAACAAUAUCCUUAUUUUAGGUGCUACUAGCAAAUGUAAGCAUAUACUUAGUUGCAGUUAGAUGUGACAGAAUGAGAUAAUUUAUGUAAAGUAGUAGAGUGCCUGGCACAAAGCAAACAAUAAAUGUUAUUGUUGUUAUAAUUGUAAAAUGAGUGACUUCAAAAACAUAGUCCUAGUUUGGAGGGAUUUUGUGAUGAAGAAUAUCUAAGUUAUAGAAAUAGAAGACAGGUGGAAUAAGUAUAUGUUCAGAGUUUUUAGAUGUGUUGAGUAGAGAUGGUAAUAAUGGAAGCAUUAAUUACAAAUGAAAAUCACACCAGAUAUCCCUGAAAUGGAAGCAAAGAAGGUUCAUCGUCUAGUCUUGGGCAGCAAGAGAAAGGACUAAGGCUAUGGCAGUGUGAGGAAAAGUCGGGGCUUGGUAAGGGUUGAGAUCUGUUGGUAGCCCUGGAUCACAUGGGGGCAGCACCAGGCAAUAACUCUGAAAGCAGAGCGAGGUCCUGGACUUCCCUUGUGUAUAACAGUUACUAGUGUCCUACAAUGAGGAAAUGGCAAAGCAUGGUUAGAAAACUGUGACAAAAAUUUUUACAUCUGGCACUGUUACCACUCACAUGCCAAACAUUGUCUGCACCGGUGUAGCCUUAUUUGUAGUUAACAUCAAAAGACUAGAUCUGAAGCCUUCCAUGAAUGAGAGGCCAUUCAUAGGGCAUUUCUGAAACAAAACACUGUACAGGUAUCAGCCUCUCCACUCCUGAUCGGGUUGGUGCUGAACAGUCAGGGAUUGUUCUUGGACUAGCCUUCUGAUGCUUCUUGCAGUCUCCUUUCAUCUGUCCCUGAAAUACACAAAAUAAACAAAUAUAAUAACAAAUAGUAAUUAAAUGAAUUUCAGGAUAACGUCUAGUUGUUCGGAUUUCACCCUUCACAGGUGUGUGUGUGUGUGUGUGUGUGUGUGUUUAUGUCUGUGUAUUGAAGCAAUUUGAAUUUAUUUACUGUAUGUUUUCUGAGUAAAAGACUGAAAUGAACUACUUGGUUCAGAUCUUGGUUUCCAUUGGUGAGAUUGUUUGGAGGCUUAAUAUUGUUUAUAUGGAAAAUCCUUUAAUUCCACAGUUACCUCAGAUUCAGAAUAUGAAUACUGUUUAUAAUAUGCUUUUGUAGGAAUGAAUUUGAAAGGUAGUUUGUCAGUAAACAAAAGUACAACAACUAAUCUCAAAUCUGUUUUAAUGGUGUGAUAGGAAAGAAAAGUAAAACCUAUGAAAUGGACCCUGUAAAUGGGGAAGGAAUCUCCCAAAGAAAAAGUAGGGGAGAAUUAAUGACAAAUGCCAUAGAUCUUGAAAUUUAAUUUAGGGUGUGUUUUGUUUAUGAAACAAUUUAAUAAGGCAACAAACUGAAAUGAUUUUUCAUGUAGCCUGUACACAUGUAAGUGCCUCUGAUUUAUGGUAACUAAUGUACCUGAUGGUGUGUAAAGUAAUACUGUUGUCAGAAGGUUUGCAAUUAAGAUAAUUUGAGUUUACUCUUUUUUUGUUGGUCAGUUUAGCUAAAGGCUUGUCAAUUUUAUUGACCUUUUCGAGGAACCAAAGUGGAUUUGGGGGUUUUCUCUAUUGUGUUUCUAUUCUCUAUGUCAUCAAUCUCUGCUCUAAUCUUAUUAUUUUCUAACUUCUGCUUGCUUUAUAUUUAGUUUGUGUCUUUUCCAGUAUCUUAAGGUGGAAGGUUAGGUUAUUGAUUUGAAUUCUUUUUUGAAUAAAGGCAUUAACAGUUAUAAAUUUUCCUCUGAGCAUUGCUUUAGCUGCAUCCAAUAAGUUUUGGUAUGCUAUGUUUUGUUUUCAUUCAUCUCAAGGUCUUAGAAAAUACUUUGCCUUUUAAUUUCUUUUUGAUGCAAUGGUUACUUGGGAGUGCAUUGUUUAAUUUCCACAUAUUUAUGAAUUCCCAAAUUUGUUAUUGGUUUAUAUUUUUUUUCUGUUGUCAGAAACCAUACUUUAUAUGAUCUCAGUCUUGAAUUUAUUGAGGUUUGCUUUCCGGCUUAGCAUAUGGUUUAUCCUGCAGAAUAUUCCAUGUGUACUUAAGAGUAUCUAUUGUACUGUUGUUGGAUGAUGUGUUCUGUAGAUGGCUGUUAGGUCUAUAGUAUUGGCCUGUUGUGUUGUUCAAGUCUUCUAUUUCCUUGUUGAUCUGCCUAUUUCUGUCUAUUAUGAAAGUAGCGUAUUGGAUUCUCUGACUGUUGUUGAAUGAUCUCUUCCUUCAAUUCUGUCAGUUUUUUUCUACAUUCAUUUUGGGACACUUGUCCUUCUUUAUCUCUAGUAACAUUUUUAAAUUUUAAUGUAUACUUUGUCAGAUAUUAAUAUAGCUACUCCAGCUUUCUUAUAGUUGCUGUUUGUAUGAUGUAUCCUUUUUCAUCUUUUCACUUUCAACUGAUUUAUAUUUUUGAAUCUAAAAUGUGUCUCCUGUAGACAGGUGGAUCUUGUUUUUGUGUUUUUGAAAUCCAGUCUGACAGUCUCUCUGCCUUUUAAUUGGAUUAUUUAACCCAUUUGCAUUUAAUGUUAUUGUUGAUAUAGUUGGAUUUGUGUCUGCCAUUUUACUUUUUUUCUACAUGUCUUGUGUCUUUUUGUUGUUGUUUGUCUAUUCCUCCUCUAUUGCUUUUUAUUUAGUUAAGUGAAUAUUUUCUAGUAUAAUAUUUCAAUUUCUUUAAUGAUUUUUUCACUUUUUUGAGUUUAUUUUCUCAUUGGUUGCUAAAGGGCACAUAAUAUACUUGUUAAUUUAUCAGAAUCUAUUUCGGAUUUAUAAUAUAUUACAGUGAGUUAUUUAGUUACUACUAAAUAGCUGUGAACUCUCUUCUCCCUUUUUGUGCUAUUAUUGUUAUACAUAUUACAUCUAUACAUGCUGUAAGCCCAACAAUACUUGUAAAUUUUUUAUUUUAUAUACUUGUAUGUAUAUUAAAGAAGCAAAGAAAGGAGAACAAAUUAUAUUUAUAGAAUUUCUUCUAGUAAGCUUUUAAUUUACCAUUUCUGGUUAUAUUCAUUUUGUCUUGUAAAUUUGAGUUACCAUCUGGUGUCAUUUCUUACUCCACUACUUAUUUGUUCUUAUUUACCUCCUUGUGUUGUCAUUGUCAAAUAUGUCACGUUUGUAUAUGUUCUGGCUCUAAAGUGCUGUUACAUGAUAUUUUAUACAGUUGCUCUUUGAAUAAGAGAAGGAAGAAAUAUGCAUUUAUACUGUCUUUUAUAAUUACAUAAUUACAUUUACCAGUGCCCUUUUUUUUUUGGGAUGGAAAAACAAAUUCAAAUUUGAUUCAAAUUAUAUCUGGGGUCACUUCGUUCCAGGCAGAAGUCCUUUUUUUAAGUAUAUUUUUAUAUAAGGCAAAUCUGAUAUGGGCAAAUCUUUAGUUUUUGUUUUUAUGGACUAUAUUUUACCUUAUUUGAGAUAGUUUUGCUAAAUAUAAAACUCCUGGUGAAAAGUUUCUGUUUUUGGUUUUGCUUUCCUAGCAUUUGCUGAGAUACCAGCUAUUGAAAGCUUAAUGAGGUUUCCUUCUACAGGACAAAUCCUUUUUCUGUUUCUGCUUUCCAAAAAAAAAAAAAAAAUGUUUCCCCCUCCA